GGCACACUGUGACUAAGUGAAGGUGGGGGUGGAUGUACGUCUCUACAAGGCGUGGGAAUACUUCCUUCUGGUCCUGCUGGAGACACAAGACUUGAAAUGAUCCUUGUCUUUUGGUGGGCAUCAUAGCAGGAACUGAUCACAGAUCCUUGAAAGUUCGUUGAGUGUCCAGCAGAGGUCAGUCAUGUCACACAUCAACACCACUGAGCUGCAGUCGCUCCUGCUCUCCUUCCUUCAGCACUGCCUCAACAGCUCGACUAUACUGUCUCCACUGACACCUGAGAACUACACCACCCAGCAGGCUGUGCACCACGUGGCUGCAGCCAGGGCCCGCGCUCAGUCUCAGGGAAUGAUGUACAUCCUUCUGGUGGUCGGCAUGUUCAGCUUCUUCACAUUCGGCAUCAUGGUCAGCUACAUUCGUUCCAAGAAGCUGGAAGGCUCUCAUGAUCCGUACCACCAGUACAUCGCCCACGACUGGACCAAAGUGAUGACUCCGUCCAGGGCUGUGGCUCAGGCUCUACACAGGGAGGCCACGGGUAACGGAGCCAAAAGCAAGGAGGCCGUCGUCAUCUGCAACGCCGGAGCAGCUGCCAGACUAGAAUAAGGCAUUCAGUGAUUUAACAUUUCCCUGACUGAAUGAUGAAAAACCCCGGAACACAAGAUGUUUAAUUGCUUUAACUUUUAAUGUCACAUAGCAACCAAAAGUUAGAGCGUGUCAGAUCAGUGAUUUCACAGAAACAACUAGUAUCAUGGAUUUGCCUCAUGUUGUGAUCUUUGUUUAUAACACAUGGAGUUCCUCACACUUUACAGUGAAGCUGCUGUGA
Messenger RNA from Scatophagus argus, 821 nucleotides. Its product is annotated as potassium voltage-gated channel subfamily E member 1. Gene Ontology annotation, biological process: regulation of heart rate by cardiac conduction; membrane repolarization during action potential; ventricular cardiac muscle cell action potential. The coding region runs from base 182 to 601 and encodes 139 amino acids. Gene Ontology annotation, molecular function: voltage-gated potassium channel activity involved in ventricular cardiac muscle cell action potential repolarization; potassium channel regulator activity; delayed rectifier potassium channel activity. The record is from RefSeq and is a predicted model, not a curated record. The transcript has 2 exons. NCBI's taxonomy places the organism in Eukaryota, Metazoa, Chordata, Actinopteri, Scatophagidae. Gene Ontology annotation, cellular component: membrane.